Messenger RNA from Lodderomyces parapsilosis, 843 nucleotides. Its product is annotated as Zn(II)2Cys6 transcription factor domain-containing protein. NCBI's taxonomy places the organism in Eukaryota, Fungi, Ascomycota, Pichiomycetes, Serinales, Debaryomycetaceae. The coding region runs from base 1 to 843 and encodes 280 amino acids. Gene Ontology annotation, cellular component: nucleus. Gene Ontology annotation, biological process: positive regulation of transcription by RNA polymerase II. Gene Ontology annotation, molecular function: zinc ion binding; DNA-binding transcription factor activity, RNA polymerase II-specific; transcription cis-regulatory region binding. The transcript has 2 exons. The record is from RefSeq and is a predicted model, not a curated record.
AUGUUUUCAAUAUUUGAUGCUUCUUCAUUUACAAAUAUAAACAGGAAACCCGCCCCGCUCGAAACUCCGAAAAAUGCUCCAAACACAUUCACAUCGUCUGCACGUACCAAGGCCACAACAAGUGAUGCAACUUCUUCAAUACAAGGUACAAAGCUUAGUGGAUUCCAACAAAGACAAAUCAAGACGCAUAAUAUCGUGGGCACAAGGUUUCGAAGCAAGACGGGUUGUUUAAAUUGUCGCAGACGAAAGAAAAAGUGUGAUGAAACAUCAUCUGUAUGUCAAGCAUGCCAAGUACGAAAUCAAGAAUGUGUAUGGCCCGACUUGUCGAAAGGGAGUAACACUAAGCGAAUACUGAAACCAUCAGGGGCAGUACCAACCAAACGAAUAGUGGUAGCACCUGCCCCAUCAUCGUUCACUAUCGAUCUUGGCAUGUCAUCAUCUGAAAACAAAUCAUUUACAACUACCCCAAGCACCGCAACGAAUUUAUCAAACUCAACGAAAUCUUCUACACCAGCGACAACAGCAUCUUCAUCCUUAUCAUCGUUAACGGAUUCUCGUGUCAAUGGCGAUCGCUCCAGUGUCCCACCUUAUUCUGCUUCUUGGAAAUACGAUACUACUUUAUUAGCAUUCGAUCCAGCACUUGUGUCGACUACAUUGCCUGUGUCGUCCACUAGAAAUGAUACUUUGCUUGGGAGUACUGAUAGGCAAAUACAUCUGCUGUCUCUACAUCUGCUGGCGCUGCUGCUGGUCAGUGUACAAACAGGUAUGGUGGACUUUGACAAUGAGCAUGAAGAAGCAAUGGAUGAUGUAGGCCACUUGAAUAUGAAUGUGUUGUUGACAUAA